Messenger RNA from Zeugodacus cucurbitae (melon fly), 1027 nucleotides. Its product is annotated as C-type lectin 37Db-like. Gene Ontology annotation, cellular component: external side of plasma membrane. The coding region runs from base 81 to 695 and encodes 204 amino acids. Lineage: Eukaryota; Metazoa; Arthropoda; Insecta; Diptera; Tephritidae. Gene Ontology annotation, molecular function: carbohydrate binding. The transcript is spliced from 3 exons. Gene Ontology annotation, biological process: biological process involved in interspecies interaction between organisms. The record is from RefSeq and is a predicted model, not a curated record.
CACUGAUUAACAACAUUUAAGUAGAGAGCACUGACAGAAACUGUAAGAGGCGCUGUUAAAAUACAAAUAGUAACGCUGAAAUGUUGAAUUCCAUAAAAGUCUGUUUAAUAUUUCUAAAUAUUUUUACUAUUUUCGCGAGUCCUUCUAACUCUAAUAACAACGAAAAUACGGCAAACUAUUAUCCCUUCGUGAAAAUCGGCAGCAAACACUAUUUUAUAAAUCCAUCUUUAAAGAUGAACUGGUAUGAAUCGUUUGACUAUUGCCGCUCUAUUGGCGGAGAUUUGGUGAAUAUUGAGUCCCUUGAAGAAUUGCUGGCGCUACAAAAAUAUGUGUUAGAAAUCAAUAUAGGAUCGCAACUUUGGACUGAUGGCAAUGAUUUGGCAAGAGAAGGUAGAUAUACGUCUCACACCACUGGACGACCAUUAGUCUUCGUCAAGUGGACACCAAAUAACCCUAAUAACCAAGGUAAUAAUGAGGAUUGCAUUGAAGUUCGUCUAGAAGGAGACAACAAAACACUUCUAAUGAAUGAUAACAAUUGUUUUAAUGAAUAUUACGCGAUUUGUCAGUAUCGCAAACUUACAGCGAAUGACGGAAGAAGCUUUUGUGUGGUCUUAGAUCAAAAUGAAAACUGUAUGCUGCGGAAUUUAGCUGAGGGCUUUACGAAAGCGGCCGAUAUGUUUAAAUCAUGUGCAUAACACACUGUGUCAUUUUGAUUGCCACUAUGCUGACUAUUUAUACAUCACACAUAUCGCUUAAGAGAAUCUCUCUCAUUGAGUUGGUAUAUUGAUAAGUGAUGUGUAUAAAUAAUAUGUGUAUAUUUUUGUAAUAAAUUUUUGAGAGUGAAAUACAAAAUUUAAUUAGAUGAAAUUAUGUUGUUAUGAAUAACAAACGAUAACUUGAGACAAAAUUGUGAAAUCUUGAUGAAACUUGGUACAAAUAUUCCUUUGCAACAUAAGAAGAUUGCUAUUGUAGAUGGACGAAAAUCAAAAGCUGUAACUAAGCCAUAAAUAAAGUUAUGAAACAUAAA